AUGCUGGUGCACUACAAUGGCCUGAUAAUGACUUAUGCCUCGGUUCUCUACACUAUGACGAUUGGAGACGAUGCUCUCAGGUCAUACUCUUCAUCCUACGAAGUAUCGUCUUCAGUGGCAAAGGCCUUGGCAGGAGUAAUUGCCUCUUCAUCGAGCAAAGCCACCCAUACCAGCGAAGGCUCAGGCAGAGCCAGUUCAUCGGCGUCCACAAGGGCCAUUGCUGGUGGAGUUGUCGGAGGCUUGAUUGGUGGUGCUGCUAUCACCGCUACAGUCAUCAUUUCCUACCUUCGCAAGAAGAAACGUCAACAGAAGCCAGACGGUCUCAAGGGGAUUCCUGCGUUGGAAAAGGAGCAGCAACCAGUUCCUCCCACUGAAGUUGAAGCGAACGAGCUAUCACAUAGUAUGGCAGAGGCGCCGGGGAGCGAUACCAAUACGGUGACAGACGAGAUGGAUUCUAAAACCUUCAUUGCAGAACUGACAGUUCCUAAUGAGGACGCUUCGGAACACAAUUACAAUCCGAAGUGA
This is a messenger RNA of Penicillium argentinense, 525 nucleotides long. RefSeq lists its product as uncharacterized. The transcript has 2 exons. The record is from RefSeq and is a predicted model, not a curated record. Lineage: Eukaryota; Fungi; Ascomycota; Eurotiomycetes; Eurotiales; Aspergillaceae. Bases 1 to 525 code for a protein of 174 amino acids.